AUGUCAAAAAUGGGAUCGAACGUCAAAAUUUGCGUGCCUUUAGUUGCAAUCUUAGUAAUAGGGAUGAGCUGCAUGAUUUCAAGAGGAGUAAUGGCUCAAUCUAACUGCAUGAAUGCAUUUUUAAGCAUGUAUUCAUGUCUUAGCUAUGUAACAGGAUCAACUCCAAAAAACCCGCCGUCGAGCUCUUGCUGCUCCGCCCUUUCGGGGGUGCUGCAAUCUCAGCCCAGGUGCCUUUGCACCAUUGCUAAUGGAGGCGGUUCGUCGUUAGGAGUUCAAAUUAAUCAAACUCUUGCACUUGCGUUACCUGCUGCAUGCAACCUUAAAACUCCUCCUGUCAGUAGAUGUUAUGCUGGUAAUGGACCGGCAAUGUCUCCAAUCCCAAUGGGUACUCCAGUGGGCUCGCCAGAGGGUUCAUCUUUAGACGAGACUGCGGAUCCUCCAAUGCCAGGGCUCGAAGACAACUGGGAGUAGCAGUAGCUGAGUUUUCAUCUGGGUCUAAAGAAGUUUGUUACAUAAAUUAGCAAUACAUUUUAAUCUAAUUUCAUGUUAUGAUGUUAUGUUGUGGGAUUAUUUAUAUUGGUAAUUACUUGUGUACUGUUUCCGUUCAUUUCUGUGUUGUAUUUGCAAUGAACUCCAAAAGUUUGAAUUUAUGUGGUACUAUUACUAUUUAAUUUGUAAUUGAAAAUUGGUAGGUGUGAAAAUUAAUUUUGUCUACGUGGUGCCCUAUUUAAACAAUGUUCUCAAAGUUUUAGUAUCAUUAUUAU
This is a messenger RNA of Solanum dulcamara, 764 nucleotides long. RefSeq names its product non-specific lipid transfer protein GPI-anchored 5-like. The transcript is spliced from 3 exons. The record is from RefSeq and is a predicted model, not a curated record. The coding region runs from base 1 to 471 and encodes 156 amino acids. NCBI's taxonomy places the organism in Eukaryota, Viridiplantae, Streptophyta, Magnoliopsida, Solanales, Solanaceae.